UUGAUGACAAAACGAGUUUUGCUUUCAAAGUGAACGGAAGCUUCCAUCCAGAUGCGUUAUUUAUUUACUUUAGUAUUCGUCGACUGUAAAAAAGUAGAAUCCGUUUUUGACUUGUGUAGUAAACAUUCGCCAAUCCCAUAACAUAACUUGUUCACACUGAAACGUUGUUACAUACGUAUAGUGUACAUUGUACAGCCAUCAAUUCAAAUUCGGCUUAAUUAAAAAUCAAUGUGAAAAAAUUUGUCGAAGAUGCAAGUGAUGCGACGUAUUUCGUUUGGAAUGCUGAUAUGUACAUGCCUUAUCGGCUACAGCCAAGCAGCUUCACUUUCACUUUUAAUGCCAGCAUCAAGCAGACUUUCAGCCAACAGACAUCAUUCCCUUUCCACUGAUACCAUAUCUUCAAAUGCACGUCAUAAUACUUAUAUUAAACGUAAUCAUGAGGAGGCAAAGGUGGACCAAGAUGUAAUAGACUUAGAGAGCUUAAAACAUGCAGCGAGCAGUACAGACACAGAUAAACAUGAUGAAAAAUUGGCAACACUUGAAAUGCAGUUAGCAGCUGCAGUGAACGGUGAUGAGCAUGGUCAAAUUGAAACUGUUGAAAAACAGCCCGUCGAAACUGAGGUGACCAACAAAGCCACAUCCGUUGAUGACAUUCAUUCCGACAAUGUAUCGUCUAAUACGAAUGCAAGCACGAAUGAAAACGUAAAUGCGAAUGCAAAUUCGAGUGGCAUCCGCACACAAGGCGCUCAGCCCAAGCAAUAUCAUGGAGCUGCACGAUUAGCGUUUGGACAAAAUCCAGAAAUUGUAAGUACUACAAGUAUACCAACCACUGCAACAUCCACUGCAAUAGCAACGUCCUCGAGCCAAAUAUCAGUAGACAACAGUUCUUCGGGCGUUGAACAUGAGAGCACACCUCCUAUUGAGAUCACAAAUAAUGGUGAAAGACGCUCGGGAAAUAUGAAUGGCGCUAAGAAUGCGGAAUAUCUGUUUAAGCAUAGCGGUGGACAAUAUAGUGCAUUGGACAUGGCGCAGUAUGUUUUUUGGACUGGCGACGAAGAGGGUGUAGCCAAAGCCGUUGAAGAAUUCAUUCGAAAGGGAUUGAUGUCACGUGAAAAUGCAAUCAAAUUUUUGCGAGAUAUUUCAAUGGGAAUUGAUUAUUUGGAAAAUGCGUACUCAGCGAAUCGACAAGUUGAUUUAAUCGAGGACAAUUCAAUUAGGAGCUAUCCACAGCUGAUUGCGACAACAACAACCACAACCACUACAACACAAAAGCCAAUCGUUUUGGUUGAGAAGUCAGUGAUUCCUCCGCUGACCAACAAUCAAUAUGGUGAAAUUCCAGCGUCACUUAUGCAACUGAAUGAGAUCCCAAAUGAAUCGAAAACAAAAGUUCCACGUGUAGAGCAUUCCAUCAAUUUAGAUGAAGCAUCUGGUCGACUAAGAUUGGCCGAUUUUCUUUAUGCAGAAUAUUCACUAGAAGAAGUAAUAUAUCAAUUAGCCAAGGCAAUGUUUGCACAGUCAUUAGCAAAAGGAUCUGAUGAAGCUCAAACAACUCUGCAACGAAUGACGACGUUCCUUGAAAGCGAAGGAUCAAGCGGCCGAAUAUCACCCGCUUUGCAGAAAUCAGUUUUAGAUGUUCUACUUGUUGCUUUAGCAGACUGUUUAGCAGAAAAUCCACAAUUGGUUGCGGCCGCUAAAUUGAGUUUAAGUGAAACGGGACUACAGCUGCCAAAACAACUAGACAAACAUUAAUUAAAUCAGUUGUUAUUGCAUACAAAUGAAUAAAGAAAUAUUUAAUUAAACAAUUUAUCAUUUCACCAAAAUCAAUUCAAAUAUUCAAAACGUCCACGCACACAUUCACUCACAAUAAACAGAUUCACAUACAAAUUCGAUUAACAACAAAAAUAAAUAAAACAAAUUAUGCUGUAUAUCAAAUAAAUUUCUGAAAUGAAACCAUGUAUUGAGCUUCGUAAAUUAUAAGAAACUUUAAAUGUAAUUCAAUUGGGAUAAUAAAACUGAAACUCCAUUAAAUUUGGCAUUAAA
Molecule: messenger RNA, 2040 nt
Organism: Contarinia nasturtii (swede midge)
Lineage: Eukaryota; Metazoa; Arthropoda; Insecta; Diptera; Cecidomyiidae
Exons: 11
Coding region: 250-1749 (499 amino acids)
Source: RefSeq, a predicted model, not a curated record